Talaromyces stipitatus ATCC 10500 is the source of this 3630-nucleotide messenger RNA. Its product is annotated as transmembrane glycoprotein, putative. Gene Ontology annotation, cellular component: membrane. NCBI's taxonomy places the organism in Eukaryota, Fungi, Ascomycota, Eurotiomycetes, Eurotiales, Trichocomaceae. The transcript is spliced from 2 exons. The record is from RefSeq and is a predicted model, not a curated record. Gene Ontology annotation, molecular function: calcium ion binding; acyltransferase activity, transferring groups other than amino-acyl groups. The coding region runs from base 1 to 3630 and encodes 1209 amino acids.
AUGGAAGUCAUCUUUUUUCGCGAGACGCAUUUAAUUCAACAAGCUCUCUUCCUGAUUUCUACUGUUCAUUCACAUCAUUCUCAAGAUCUACCAUCCCUCAAUUCCGACACUUUGGCAAAUAAAAGUCCUAGGAAGAAGAAAAUGGAAGUAUGUCUCGAAAUUGCAGAUCUCCAUUCCUCGUCACGUUCUGAAGCACUCGAAAUUCUCACCAAGAUAGCCCGCAUCGAGAAGAGAACGUUCCCGACCAACGAAGCGUUUGAAUUUGAUAUCAAGUUAUGGAAGAAAUCUAACACGAGAGUUCUUUACGCUACUACUACCAAAGCUCACAGUGAUAAUGACAAUGGCGGACCCCGUGGUGAUAAUGUGGUUGUGGUUGCUUACCUUGUAUAUGUACGACAUCGCAAUAUCGCACUGUUACAUAAAUUGUGUGUUGUAGACGCGUACCGGCGCAAAGGUAUUGGUGAACGAUUAUUGGUACAUGCAAUCAAAGAGAGAUUGGUAAAUAAUGAGCCGGGUUGCGAGUAUAUUCAGUUGUGGGUUGAUAAGGCGCGGGUACCUGCGCGAAGUCUGUACACCAAGUGCGGAUUCGAGGAGAAGGAGGAGGUACCUGAUUAUUAUGCUAAAGGGAGAACGGGGAUACUCUAUACUUACCUGGAAGUCGAGCACAUCAUGGCUUUUUCGACGACUAUGGCAUCGAAAUUGGCUGUGAUGCUCUUGCUGAUGUUAGCCAACAUUGUUGAUGCAAUUCCAACACCAAACUAUCCGAUUAAUUCGCAGUUACCCCCUGUUGCUCGUGUGUCUCAACCUUUCAACUUCACUUUUUCGGGCGGCACUUUUAUCAAUAGCGGCACUGGCUUACAGUAUUCAUUAUCAAAUGCUCCAUCAUGGUUGAAGGUGGACACGACGAGUCAGACCCUAUAUGGAACUCCAAGCACGAAUGAUGCUGGUGCACCGCAAUUCCUUCUUGUCGCUGCUGAUCAAUCCGGAUCAGCAUCAAUGAGCGUAACGCUGGUUGUUUCUAGUGAAUCGGGCCCACGAACUGGGAAGUCUCUUCUACCCCAGCUAGCAAAGAGUGGCUCAACAUCUGGUCCAGCAACUGUCUUUAUGCAUCCUGGGCAAGCAUUCACCAUAAACUUCGAUCCCAAAGAGAUAUUCGCCAAUACCCAAGCAAAUACUGUUUACUAUGCGACAUCUGCGCCGUACAAUGCUCCUCUACCGUCGUGGAUAUCAUUCGAUCCGUCGAACAAUCUCAAAUUUACCGGUAAUAGUCCAUCAAAUCCAUCAUCGGUCCCUCAAUCAUUCAGCUUCAAUCUCAUAGCGUCUGACGCCGCCGGAUUCAGCGCGGCUAUGGUGACCUUUGAGAUUGUUGUAAGCCAGCAUAUAUUGUCAUUCGGACAAACUGCUCAGACCCUCAAUUUCACUCGUGGUCAGCCGUUUAGCACACCACAUUUCAUUGACGAUCUUUCAUUGGAUAACCAUAGUGUCACUGCAAAGAAUCUGUCGCAUUUUAGCGUUGACGGGCCAUCCUGGCUCAAGCUUGACAACGACACACUCUCUCUUAGCGGAAUAGUUCCCAAUGACGCUGACAAUCAGAACAUCACAAUCACUGUAGGCGACAUCUAUGACGACAAUGCCAAACUGGAGCUCUAUCUUCGAGUCUCGCAACUCUUUGCAAAGGGUGUAGAAAGCUGCAAUGCCACAAUCGGUGAAAAAUUCUCCUACUCAUUCGACAAGUCUUUAUUGAGUGAUGACUCGGUCCAACUGCGAGUUGAUUUGGGUGCAGCGUCCUCCUGGGCCCAUUACGACCUGGCGACUAAGAUGAUCUCUGGAGACGUGCCAAAGGACUUGACACCUCAGACAUUCCCAAUUAAAUUGACAGCUACUCAAGGAUCGAUUGAGGAGACGCGAAACCUGAACCUCAGUGUUUUCAGGUCUGGAAAGACAGGCGUUGUCAGCGAUAAUCAGACCUCUUCGGGUACAAAUCACGGCACAAGCAGACGCAAAGCUGGGAUCAUUGCUGCUGCCGUGUUAUUACCUGUGGCGUUAUUAACAGCAGCAGGUAUCUUUAUCUUCGUCUGCUGCCGUCGACGAAGGUCCAGAAUCGAUGGCACAAAACACAAAGACGAAGAGAACCCUGCUGGAGAUACACAUUCAGGUCCAGUCACGCAUCCAGAGAAGAACAUGGAAACAGAGGUCGCGGAGAUGUCGCGAAGUCUUUCGAACUCGUCAGGCUCUUCGAACGAUUCCGCUCCUCCUCAGCUAGAAUUAGAUCCGCUGUGGGAAACUGCUUCUCUAGAAGAUGAACAACAGCAAAGACAUGCCCAAUCACCUAGCGUUUCUGUCCAACCUCAAAAUUUUGUCAUGGAUUGGGAUAAUUCCAUUAUGGGUACGGAGAAAAUCCAGGCGUCACCCAACGUGUCUCCCACAAGAAGCACAAGCGUGUCCCAAACAUCUCCGUUUACUCGUCGCAGUAGCCGGCGAUAUUCAAAACGGGAGCCUCUCAAAUCGAUACAAGCUCGCUCUAUCAAGAGAGAUUCCAUCAUGUCUUCGAAAUCCAAACGCUACUCUAGACGUUUGAGUGGGAUAUCGGCAACAGGGCUUCCGGUUCGACUUAGCGGUGCAGGUCACGGUGCUGGAGGAUUUGGUCCAUUGCGAACAGAUGUGGUUGGAGGAUCAUGGUAUACUACGCAAGUAUCGUUACAGAGCGAUGACACCAGCAUUGAAAAUCUUGCAACUAUGUUCCCACGCCCACCUCAUGUACGGAACAGAGAUGGAAGCCUGUCAAUGCGACACCGCGACUACCAAAAGCGAGCCAGCAUGAGAUCGAAUAGACCGCUAUCUACUGAGCCUCCAGAGCCUGAUUCCCUCGAGGCUUUCAUUCAAGGCCGAGCGCGCAACCGCAAUUCUGGCAAUCCUUACUUCUCAGCCAGGAUGAACAGCUCAGGUUCCACGGGUUACCGUGCGUUAGAGAAAGCUCGUCGCAGCUCUAGUAUUGCUGAAACCACAGUGUCCACAUCUACUUUUGCAGAUGAUCGACAACAGCAUCCAGUGCGCCCCGUAUCGACCAUAUCAGCGUCUAUAUAUGAGGAUGAUAACCGGAAUUCGGUAAUACAAGCACGGCCAAUGUCGCAGAUUUCCGAAGUUGGAGCAUUCCCUGUCAACAGGAAUCGGACUAGCCAAGGCUUAGUCCAGCGUUAUACGGAAGCCAUUGCGGAACUACCACGAUUCUGGAGUCAGACCAGCAUGAGAAGCGCGAAACCCUUCGAGUCUGGAGAGUCUCUGACGGGAUCAGAUGACUAUUAUAAUUUGAUAGAUGAACUUGAGAACCCUGAAGGAGGCCGACAGUGGUACCGCGUGAAUUCACAAACGCAACAACAGUCCAAUACCGAAGAAGUCACCAAGGCUGAUUCCAUCCGACAAAGCGCGGAACUCUCUCCGAUAUCUGAUGCAGGUGGUAGUCGAGUACGGCGCAUGAGUCUGCUGCGAACAGGGUGUCAAGAUAGUAGCCCUACUGCCGUUCGGCAUUGGCGACUCGCAAACACGCUGGAACGACGGCCCAGCAUUGAGGGUAGUGACAGUCUUCAACCGACAGCAAAUAGUAGUUUUCGGGGUGAUCUAGCAUUUGUAUAG